AUGGAUCUACUGUUGGAGAAUUGGGGGACCUUUAAAGUAAAUGCAUAUAAGUACAGAUGUAAUGAAACAGGAAGUAACCCUGCCUCUCCUCUCCAGUGUAACCCGGUGAUGAUCGAUGCCAAGGAGGUCUCUGCCGCCCACCGCGCUCGCUACUUCUGGGGAAACCUGCCCGGCAUGUCCAGACCUCUGUCAGCCAUGUCGAAUGACAGGUUGGACCUACAGGAGUGCCUCGAGCACGGACGUACAGCCAAGUUUGAGAAGUUGCGUACGAUAACGACACGCUCCAACUCUGUGAAGCAGGGGAAAGACGAGCAUUUCCCCGUCUUCAUGGAAAGCAAGGAGGACAUCCUGUGGUGCACCGAGAUGGAAAGGGUGUUUGGUUUCCCCGUCCACUACACCGACGUGUCCAACAUGAGUCGUCUGGCGCGUCAGAGGCUGCUGGGACGGUCCUGGAGCGUCCCUGUCAUCCGGCACCUCUUCGCCCCGCUCAAAGAGUACUUCGCCUGCAACUAGUCACACACCAACUCUCUCACACACACACACACACACACACACACACACACACACACAUAUAACAUACAGCACACAGCACACAGCAUACAGCUAGUACAUGAGGGUUGGCUGACGCAGGAUGACACAGAUGACCGAACAUACUCACAUACAGGCCUGCCACAAUAACUACAUAAUAUAAUGUCCCAGAAAUAAUGUCAUAUUAAUGUCAUUUUAGGACUAUUUUAAGCCACAGAUAUACUAAUAAUAUAAAUGAAUAAUAACAUGCAACUACACCGUUCCAAAGAGGUAACCAUUUUUUAUUAUAAACAAUAUUUCAAGGAAUUAGUUGACUUCUAAUAUAUCCUUAAUAAAAUAUAAGAUGAAUUAAUUCACACCACAAAACCCUGCUGUUAUUCUGGCAUCAUGUAAGCUGAAAUGUUGUUGACAUUAUUUAUUUAUGCAAUUAAUAAACACGUCAUGUUCAUAAAUCAUACGAUAGUCAAUAAUGUUAUUAUUGUGACAGGCCUACUACACACACGCACGCACGAACGCACGCACGCACGCACGCACGCAUACACAUACAUACAUACACAAUAAAGGACUGCUUCCCUGGAUCCCAUGUAGACCACUGGCUGACCUUAGUCCCCUGGUGCUACCUUUCUGAUUCUACACACACACACACACACACACACACACACACACACACACACACACACACACACACACACACACACACACACACACACACACACACACACACACACACACACACACACACACACACACACAAAACUGGUGCAGGGUUUAAUGUCCUGUCUUCUUAACACACACUCUUCCCUUCCGACCUUCAAACUGGUGUCUUCUUCUGGCUUUACUGUGUGAGGUCAAACCUCCGGGGAGUUGAACGCUGACAAAGACGCCUGACUUUCUGUUUCUGACUUCUCUCUGAAUACAGCUACACAUCAGAGAAUCAAACUGUAACUGUUUCCAUGCGUAGUGAUACUGCUGCUGACAAAUAUACGAAAACACACACAUCAGUUAACAAUCAUGGUGCUGGUCAGGCAGUGUUAGAGUUCAAAUGGUGCCGCUUUCAUACACUUUUAAAUACAAGAUGUUGGUGCUCGAGGUGACCGAAUGCUCUCUGGUUGUUUCAGUCGCUGCAGUUUGUCUUCCCUAACUUAGAUGAACUAUCUAUUGCAAGCAGGUGGGAGCAACACUAAGCAAGUGUGCUGACAUUUUAAGAUAUAUUUAUGUGGCAAAAAAGAGUCCGAAAGAAAAAUGCAAUUAUGGACAGUAGGAUUUGUAAGAAGCCUUUUUUUACGUAACUUCUACUAAAUUAGAAUUUAAUUAGUUUUCUUUUCUUUUUGGAAAGCUGCACUAGAGAACAGAUCAUUAAAAAUGUCUGCAAUUUGAAAUACAAAUUCACAAAUUGGUGAAUGUGCAUGUUUCCUCAAGUAAAUACUUGACUACUAACCCUAACUUUCUGCCUCUUUAGUGUUUGCAGCGCCUUCCAGUGGGCAGAAAAAACAUUUCAUGAAUCUGAUUAAAAAAAAUACCGUUGUGUUAGCUGUCAAACAAAUAAAAAAAUAGAGGAAGAAUAAAGUCAGAUUUUAGACCUUAUACUAUAUUCGGUUUUGCAAUACUUUAGGCAGUGAUUGUAAAUAAGAUUAGCAAAUGCUUUGGGUAAUAUGCGAUCAUAUUCUUUACACUAGUCGUAUUUUAAGAAUUUGUUUAUUCCCACUUGUACUACAACAUGUGGGUGUUUUCUGACCCGAACAUCUUAAAUGAAUCAAUCCAGAUGAGAUUGUUUCUGCCUCCAGAGGCCAAUUGC
Messenger RNA from Notothenia coriiceps (black rockcod), 2323 nucleotides. Its product is annotated as DNA (cytosine-5)-methyltransferase 3A-like. Lineage: Eukaryota; Metazoa; Chordata; Actinopteri; Perciformes; Nototheniidae. The transcript is spliced from 5 exons. The coding region runs from base 1 to 513 and encodes 170 amino acids. The record is from RefSeq and is a predicted model, not a curated record.